UGCUCUCUUAGUGAACUGAGACGUUGGAGACUUGGAGUAGAGAGAAUCCUCCUCUCUUGUACAUACAAUAAAAUUCCCACAGGCCACAGCCAUAAUUCCGGACAAUCAAAAUGGAUGUAGCCUGCUGUAUUUCAGCAUCACGUCUCUACAAAAUUCCCCCAUUUUCAUCUUCAUUUCUACAAACUCCAAUCAGCUUGUUUGCUGAACCAAUUCAUCGUAUAUCUUUGAAGCGUCUUCGCAGCGCUCCUGUUUAUUGCAACUCGGAACCUCCUACUAGUCUUAGUAGAACCUCUGAUUCUACUGCUAUCCAAGUUUACCGUGAUUUUGAGAGACUUAUUACAGAAGUGGUUAAACAAUCACAAGAUUCUUUGGGUGGAGCUAGCAACUGGAGUGAAGUUGAGGGCGCUUGGGUGUUGGAACCAAGAAACUCCAGACCAUGGUCUAUUGUACAUUUUAUUGGGGGGAUAUUUGUUGGAGCUGCUCCACAGCUUGCAUACCGUUUAUUUCUUGAACGUCUGUGUGAAAAGGGUAUAUUGAUAAUUGCAACACCAUAUGCUAGUGGAUUCGAUCAUUCUUCCAUUGCAGAUGAGGUGCAAUUUAAGUUUGACCGGUGUCUUCGGUCACUACGGGAAACUAUUGACAAACUUCCUACUUUUGGCAUCGGGCAUUCACUGGGCUCAGUCGUCCAUCUAUUAAUUGGUUCAAGGUAUGCCAUUCAAAGAAAUGGGAACAUAUUGAUGGCAUUCAAUAACAAGGAUCCCAGCCAAGCUAUUCCAUUGUUUUCACCUGUUUUUCUCCCGAUGACUCAAAGUAUGGGGCCACUUCUAUCACAGAUAGCAUCAGCUGAGACAAUCCGGCUUGGAGCAGAGACUACUUUAAAGCAGUUGGAGAACCUUAGCCCUCCUAUCAUGAAGCAGGUUCUUCCCCUGUUUGAGCAACUUCCACCCUUGUAUAUGGACUUGGCUAAAGGAAGGGAGAACUUCAGUCCAAAACCUGAAGAAACUCGACGCCUUAUAAAAACAUACUAUGGCAUAAACAGGAAUCUUUUAAUAAAGUUCAAAGAUGAUAUAAUAGAUGAGACGUCAAUUCUGGCACAAGUGCUGACCGUUGAUUCUGCUAUCAGUUCUAUGCUGGAUUUGUCCAUUCGUACUGUGCCAGGCGACCAUGGUACGCCUUUGCAACAGGUUCUCCCUGAUGUCCCUCCUGCAAUGGCUGAUGCAGUAAAUCGUGGAAGCGAGCUUCUCUCAAAUUUGAUUGCAGGGACUCCGUGGGAGACGGUGGCUAAGGAUGUCGGCCUUUCACUGGGAAUGGACUCUCAGAUUCUUCGUGCAGAAAGCUCAAAGGACCUUGAACACCUUGUUGAUGUGGUCAGUUCUUGGAUGUCCUCAAGCAUCGGUCCAGAGCUUCCGAGGUGAUGACGUAUAGGGUGCCAGCAAGUGAUGGGCGUCAGAUAUUACAAGUAGGGAAAGGUAAAGAAGUAAUUGAUGUAAAGAUGUGUCUUCUCAUGCACAGCACGAAAAUCAGUAAUGAUUAUCUUUGUAUCUGAUUGACUGAUAGCCUAUUGAUGUAAUAAUGAAACUCAAAUCUCGUGUAUAAAUUAUUUCAAUGGAAAGUGAGGGAAAACUAC
Molecule: messenger RNA, 1627 nt
Organism: Beta vulgaris subsp. vulgaris (sugar beet)
Lineage: Eukaryota; Viridiplantae; Streptophyta; Magnoliopsida; Caryophyllales; Amaranthaceae
Exons: 10
Coding region: 111-1415 (434 amino acids)
Source: RefSeq, a predicted model, not a curated record